This is a messenger RNA of Aspergillus mulundensis, 834 nucleotides long. RefSeq lists its product as uncharacterized. NCBI's taxonomy places the organism in Eukaryota, Fungi, Ascomycota, Eurotiomycetes, Eurotiales, Aspergillaceae. The coding region runs from base 1 to 834 and encodes 277 amino acids. The transcript has 3 exons. The record is from RefSeq and is a predicted model, not a curated record.
AUGGAGCUUAAAGGUCCCUCAAUCCGCACGGCCGUCCGAAACUCCUGCAAAGCCAACGCUGCCCGCCUCAUUGAGCUGUUGAAGUCCCAGCCCGAUCCUUAUGUUGACGUCGAUACCCUUCCGCCCGGUCUUGUCUUCAUCCAAAGUUUCAACCCGGAAGACGCUCACGAUGUUAUCUCGCCUACCUGGUACUUUCCUCCUAUCCCCGCGGCGUCUCUUGCCAAAUGGCCGAUCAACCCCUCCUACUAUUAUAAUCGCGAGACCCUUGACCUGAUGCUGGUUGAUUAUGACCCAGACGAGCCUAUUCCCGUCGGCCACAAUUACCCUUCUUGUGCCGCUGAUCGUGCUCGUGAACUCAUGCAAGACAUGACAGGACUUUUUGCAACGACCAGGCGAAAGAUCAAGAUGAGCCUGAUUGAGAGAACAAAUUGGGAAAAGGUGCUGCCUUCUGGAAAUUCCUUCUUGUCUCGAUUGUCCCUGCUAGUCAAUGAUUGUGGUCCUGUCUCAUGGUCUUCAGCUUGUUAUGAGAACGUCUCCAACGCCAACAAUACAUCCCCACACAUCAUCCUGACCACAAGCCAGGAGUUCGACUCGUCCCCCGAGAACCAUCUUUUUGUCGGGGAGUUAGCUCCCAUCAUAUCAGCAAUAUCUAACAGGUUAGAGCAACCCGAGUUUCAGGAUAUGACAUAUUUUCCUUACAACCAGGCUUUGCAGCUCUCCUUCUCAGGUCCUCAAAGCGGCCGCAUUCUGCAGUGGUGCAAUACGAGCAAGGGGACAUUCGAAAUCAAACAGUCCGCGCUAUAUAGCUUCGAGAAAGCCGGGGCUGCGCCAUGA